Messenger RNA from Bemisia tabaci, 2137 nucleotides. RefSeq names its product DNA repair protein complementing XP-A cells homolog Xpac (gene Xpac). NCBI's taxonomy places the organism in Eukaryota, Metazoa, Arthropoda, Insecta, Hemiptera, Aleyrodidae. Gene Ontology annotation, biological process: nucleotide-excision repair involved in interstrand cross-link repair; base-excision repair; nucleotide-excision repair, DNA damage recognition. The record is from RefSeq and is a predicted model, not a curated record. Gene Ontology annotation, cellular component: nucleotide-excision repair factor 1 complex. Gene Ontology annotation, molecular function: damaged DNA binding.
UAAAGUUCGAAAAAGCCGCUUCUGAGAGCGAGGGAGGGAAAGUUGGUGUUUUUUUUUGUACUUUUUCAAUAGGAAGCCUCUGCUUGAAUAUCUCGGUGAAUUAGUUUCUCAUUAAUCUGAAGAUAAUUUUAUUUAUUCUCUGUUGUUAUCUGUUUUUUGGUCCAGAUUUUUGUUUGAUUAACUCUUCUGUCAUGGCGGAUGUAUCUUCCACACCUGAUUCACAGCCUCUCAGCAACGGAGAAGCUUCCUCCUCAACAGCUAGCACCAAAUCAUCUUUGACGCCUUAUGACAGAGCAAGGAUUGAAGAGAAAAGACAAAAAGCUAUACUCCUAAGGAAGUCUCGUGUGGUGUCUCAUCCUUAUCUUAAGCCAUUAGUUGAAAACAUAAAAACCACAAGUGGGAGUACUUUCAAUGAUCAAGGAACUAAAUUUAUAGAUACUGGAGGUGGAUUUUUGAUUGAAGAAGAGGAAUUUUGCUCUGAGUCUUCUGGGAAGGUUAAUCUUGUCAAAGAACCAGCACCAAUUCUUGAAUCGGACAGGCCAUCUUGUCUGGAGUGUGAAAAAGAAUUUGCUGAUUCGUACCUGCUGAAGACUUUUGAUCAUCCUGUUUGUGAUGGCUGCAGGGACCAGGAUGAAAAACAUACACUAAUUACUAAAACAGAUGCCAAAAACGAAUAUUUAUUGAAAGACUGUGAUUUGGAAAAAAGAGAGCCUCCAUUAAAAUUUAUUGUCAGAAAGAACCCUCACAACGUAAGAUGGGGUGAAAUGAAGCUUUAUUUACACCUACAGGUCGAGAAAAGAGCACUAGAAGUUUGGGGAACAGAGGAGAAACUUGCAGAAGAAAAAGAACUGCGAGAAGAGAAGCGUGUUAAAUCAAAAAUAAAGAAAUAUCAAAAUAAUAUGAAAGCUUUGCGAAUGAAUGUAAGAAGUAGUCUAUUCAACAAAACAACUGCAGCAGCUGCUCAUGAGCACACUUUUGGAGCAGAAACAUACAAUGCAGACGAUGAUGAUUACACACGAACGUGCACAUCGUGCGGCUUCUCGGAAACUUUUGAAAAAAUGUGAAUUCGUCCAAAUUUGACUGAAAACUGUCUUGCAGCUGAAAUGCUUUAAAAACUAAAACCGAUGCUAUCAACGAAAAAAAAAGCCUGUUAUCAUUAAUGAAAUCAGAUUUUAAGUAGUGUAGGUUGACUCUAACAUCAAACGUUUUAGAUCUCAUUUUUCCAACGCACAUCAAACUAAUUUCGAUGUAUGACGUUUUUUGCGUUAUUGUUGGAUGGCCUUUGAGGGUUUCUUCAAAAAUUUGAAGGACAAGUAACUGAAACUAAUUGCAAGGAUGGCCUUUGAGGGUUUCUUCAAAAAUUUGAAGGACAAGUAACUGAAACUAAUUGCAAGGGCAAGUUCGCGGCAGAUAACAGCCCCACUUUUUGGGUGAUGGAAUUAAUCAAAUAAAAUCCUUAAGAUGUCAUUUUUACAAUAUUUUUUGUUGUUUUGUGAGAUAAGUAUUUUAAUAUUAAUUGUGGAUCAAUUUUUUAAAAAUCAUCUAAAAUUAACCAAAAGAUAUUAAAAAAUUGGCAUGAUGGAGAGGAGAUAACAUCAAUCUAUUGCAUGGAUUAACAUAAAUGCUAGAUAAAUAUUUUUUUUGUCUCCUGGUAUCUGGCUUAAGGCACUGUUAGAAUGUUAAUAGAUGAGAUGUGUAGGAAAGAUAAUUGAGGGCUGAAAGUUAGGAAAUUUGUUAAUCACAAACGAGGAAUACAUUAAUCUGUCAUCAAGUCAAGUAACUGUGUCAGGUAAUAAAUAUACCCUUUAUUAUGAGUUUACAAGUGAUUGCGUAAUGUAGCUCUAAUAAUUUGUAUUCUGUUUGUAUACUAAAACAAUAUUAAAGCUUUCAGUUAAGUAACUAGUUUAUCUUGUGAAAGUACAAGAUCACAUCAGAAACAAAAAAUGUAUCACUAUAUUAGUUUUUUAUGCCUUUUUUUUAUAUUACUUGUGAAGAGGCUAGACUUGCCUCCAUUUUUAUUGCCCUGAACAAAUUCGAUGCUGAUUGUAUUACUCCUAAUCUAAGAUCACCGUAACUACUUUUUACGCAAUUUUAUUCUUGCAUGUAUAAAAAGUUCAAUAAAAUACAUGGAAAAUCA